AUGCACAAGGAAAUAUUAGAAAGGGUUUUGGCUUUUUAAAAAAAGACGCUUAAAAAUAAUAUCGAUAUGGUGGAUUGCACAAUAGGGACAGGGGCACAUAGUCAGAUUUUAUUAGAACAUGUUAAAAAUCUAAAAAUAUUAGGAUUGGACAUUGAUGAAAGGAUGAUAAAAAAUUUACCACAGAAUAUCACUGCUAAAUAGGAUAAUUUUAUUAAUUUUUAUAAGCACAAAACAUUGAGUGAUACCAAAAAUUUUGAUAUAAUUUUUGCUGAUCUUGGCUAUAACAUAAAUUAGGUUUACGAUGAAUCAUAUGGUCUUAGUUACAAAAAGAAUUCUCUACUUGACAUGCGAUAUUCACAAUCCAUUUAACAUACUGCUGCUGAUCUACUUAAUAAUCGAUCACAAUAAGAGUUAAGAGAAAUCUUUUAUCAUUAUGGUAAUAUACACAAGGCGAAUCAAUUGGCCAAGAUUAUUAUUGAUAAUAGAUAAAAAGAAAAAUUUGAAAGGGCUAAUCAAGUUGUUGAUAUUUUGAAUGAAUUAUCUAUGGGCGAUUAGAUUAUGAAGACUUUUCAAGCAUUAAGAAUAGCUGUCAAUCAAGAAAUUAAUAAUCUUAAUUUAUUUCUAGAAAAAGUAUAGAGCUAACAAAUAGUUGAUAAAUAAUUAAUUUUAAUAAUCACUUUCCAUUCAUUAGAAGCUGAAUCUGUCCAAAAAUUUAUCAUGAAAUUUAAAAAGUAAUUUUCCAUGAAAACUAUCAAACCUUCAGAAGAUGAAAUAAAAGAAAACCCUCGUUCCAGAUCUGCUUUGUUGUUUGAAAUAAUUAAUAAGAGUAUUUGAUUUGUAUUUAAUUGAAAUGAAUAUGAAU
This is a messenger RNA of Paramecium tetraurelia, 862 nucleotides long. RefSeq lists its product as uncharacterized. The record is from RefSeq and is a predicted model, not a curated record. Gene Ontology annotation, biological process: rRNA base methylation. Gene Ontology annotation, molecular function: rRNA (cytosine-N4-)-methyltransferase activity. NCBI's taxonomy places the organism in Eukaryota, Ciliophora, Oligohymenophorea, Peniculida, Parameciidae. The transcript is spliced from 4 exons.